This is a messenger RNA of Mercurialis annua (annual mercury), 865 nucleotides long. RefSeq names its product probable glutathione S-transferase. Gene Ontology annotation, cellular component: cytoplasm. Bases 1 to 663 code for a protein of 220 amino acids. Gene Ontology annotation, biological process: glutathione metabolic process. The transcript is spliced from 2 exons. Gene Ontology annotation, molecular function: glutathione transferase activity. The record is from RefSeq and is a predicted model, not a curated record. NCBI's taxonomy places the organism in Eukaryota, Viridiplantae, Streptophyta, Magnoliopsida, Malpighiales, Euphorbiaceae.
AUGGCAGAAGAAGUGAAGCUUUUGAAGACAUGGUCAAGCCCAUUUGGCGUAAGGGUUGUAUGGGCAUUGAAGCUCAAAGGCAUCCAAUAUGAUUCAAUAGAUGAGGACAUAACCAACAAAAGUCCUUUACUUCUACAAUCCAACCCUGUCUACAAAAAGAUUCCAGUUUUUCUGCAUAAUGGAAAACCAGUAUUAGAGUCUCUUUUAAUUCUCGAAUACCUAGAUGAGACAUGGAAACCGAAUCCCUUAUUGCCUCUAGAUCCUCAAAAGCGAGCUGUAGCACGCUUCUGGGCGAAAUUCGGUGAUGACAAGGUCAUGUCAUCAAUGUGGGCAAUAUUAACUAAAGAAGCAGAGGAGCAAGAAAAUGCUUUGAUUCAGGCUAGAGAGAACCUGAAAUUCUUGGAGGAAGAACUAAUUGGAAAGAAAUUCUUUGGUGGAGACAGCAUUGGAUAUCUUGAUAUUGCACUUGGCUGGCUUUCCAACUUGAUACCUGUAUUAGAAGAGAUGCUUGGUUUUAAGCUGAUUGACAAAGAAAAUUUUCCAUUGUUAUCAGAAUGGAUGCAAGAAUUUACAAAUGUUCCUGAAAUCAAAGAAAGCUUACCUCCUCAUGACAAACUGGUCGUCAAGUUCCGUGCUUAUUUCCCAGCUCGACCUACAAAGUGAACCUGAUUAUUAUAGACGAAUCAUUUCAGAAAUCAAUAGGUAAAAUAAGCUCAAGUACCAAAAUAAUACUAGUGUCUAUUGUUAAAAUCCUGGAUCAAAUAUAAUGAUCUGACUAUUGUUAUCAUUGUGCAAAUGAAACCAGUGUGCCUAUCUAUGUAACAUGAUUUCACUUGAUGAGUUAUUCAAUGUCUAUGAAAAUUUA